This is a messenger RNA of Amoebophrya sp. A25, 422 nucleotides long. The record is from the annotation of a GenBank genome assembly. Lineage: Eukaryota; Dinophyceae; Syndiniales; Amoebophryaceae.
UCUCCCUCUCCUCCACGUCGAUGCAGCACCGACAAGCGGCGUCGAUGUGCUGAGGGGUUGAAGCAUUUCGUUUUUACAUGCCAGCCUCCUUAUUUACUUGAAAAUAAGACUGCUACUAGUUGAAAAAGUGAAAGGCUUCAACCUUUAUUAAUCUACGUUGAGUACAACUAUGAUAGAGAGCAAGACUGAAAUGUUCAAGAGCAGGCAACAACGGGAAGGUGAAGGAGGUCCUGCCAUGAUUCAGAGAGUAAGAGGACAUACAGGGCUUACCCUAGUCCAUCGUCUGAAGCAUCCAUCCCGGCGAGGAGCCUUUUCUUCCAACGGGAAAAGGGGAGCAAGAUGCUUCUCAAGAUGGAUCAGGGUGAGGUCUAAGACAUCACAGUUCUUGUAGUACGUCAAACUACAAUUUGGCGGGCCGACGA